AUGAGUGACUCCGACUCAAUCAUGGACGACUCCGUCUUCGCGGACGAGGGUAGCUCCGAUUUCGUCCCUGACGAAGCUCCCAAGCCCAAGGCUAAGCCUGCGGCGAAGAAGGCUGCUCCAAAGAAAACAACACAAACAAAGCUGACAGCAAAGCCAGCUGCCAAGGGGAAGAAGAAGGCCAAGGCUGAUAGUGAAGAUGAAUCCGAUCACGAUGAUCCCUUUGGCGACGACUCCAUGCUCUCACAAACACCUCCCAAGAAGGCCCAAUCGGCAGCCGCCACUAAGAAGGGCGGUGCCAAACCACUCGCAGACGUUGAAAAUGAAUCGAUUUCACUAGACGGCGAGGAACCAUCCAAGGAAGUAAAAGCGUCGGACAAGUACAAAAUGCUCUCCCACCUUGAGCAUAUUGUUAAGCGUCCGGAUACGUAUAUCGGGUCAGUUGAGCGCACAUCACAAGAAAUGUGGGUCUACAACUCGGAGGUCGAUGGAAUGGAGUUUCGCGAGGUGUCUUACGUACCCGGUUUAUAUAAAAUUUUUGACGAAAUUGUUGUGAACGCAGCCGACAAUAAGCAAAAUGAUAAGAACAUGGACGAGAUUCGUGUGACCUACAGCAAGGAGACCGGUGAAAUUAGUGUUUGGAACAACGGCAAAGGUAUCCCAGUCGAAAUUCACGAUGAGAAGGGCAUAUACAUUCCGGAGAUGAUCUUCGGUAAUCUUCUGACAUCCUCCAACUACGAUGAUGACCAGGCGAAAAUCACUGGUGGUCGCAACGGUUUCGGUGCUAAGCUUUGUAACGUCUUUUCCACUGAGUUCACAGUCGAGACUCAGGAUUCCAAACAGAAGAAACGCUACAGACAGACCUGGACGAACAACAUGCAAAAUCUGGGCAAGCCAAAGAUCACCGCUGCCAAAGGCGAGGAUUACACCAAAGUUAGCUUCAAGGCCGACUACGCCAAGUUUAGCAUGGACGGCAUUGAUGACGAUUUUGAGGCACUUCUCAAGCGACGUGUCUAUGAUUUGGCUGGUACCACACAAGUGGCCGUUAAAUUGAACGGGACCCGAAUUUCUGUCCGGAACUUCAAGAAAUACAUGGAAAUGUACACGAAAGCCAUCCGCCGUGAGCGUGGUGACGAUGACUCCAAGAGCGAUCCGAUUAUUACCUGCAAUCCCCAUCCUUUUUGGGAGGUUGGUUUCGCCGUGUCGGACGGCUCCUUUAAACAGGUAUCGUUCGUCAACUCUAUCGCUACGACAUCUGGAGGUACCCACGUGAACUUCAUUGCCGACCAGAUUUGCAACCGACUGGCCGAAUCGCUCAAGAAGAACAAGAAGGGAACAGGGUCAAUCCUGAAAACAGCUCAGAUUCGGAACUAUGUCUUCCUUUUCGUCAACUCAAAGAUUGUCAACCCGGCCUUCAACUCUCAAACAAAGGAGCAAUUGACGACAAAAUCAACUCAAUUCGGAAGCAAGCCGGUUCUUGACGACGCCUUCCUCAAGAAGGUAGCCAACUCUGGUGUUCUCGACUCUCUCAAGAAAUUCGCUGAUCACAAGGCCGACUUGAUGCUCAAAAAGUCUGACGGUGGUCGACGAACUCGCAUGAACAACCCGAAGUUGACAGAUGCGAACAAGGCAGGCACAAAGGAUGGCCAUCGUUGCACCCUGAUCUUGACAGAAGGUGAAUCUGCCAAGGGUCUAGCCAUGGCCGGUCGUGGUGUGGUCGGAGCUGAUCUUUUCGGUGUAUACCCGUUGCGUGGAAAGCUGCUCAACGUGCGCGAUGCCUCCUUUGACCAGAUUUCGAAGAAUGAAGAAAUUCAAAGCAUCAAGAACUUCAUGGGUCUGCAGCACAAGAAGGAAUACACCGAGACACGCGGACUCCGCUAUGGGCACUUGAUGAUCAUGACCGAUCAGGAUCAUGACGGUUCUCACAUCAAGGGUUUGUUGAUCAAUUUCUUACAAGCUCAAUUUCCGAGUUUGCUUAGACUCCCCGAGUUUUUGAUCGAGUUUAUCACACCAAUUGUCAAAGUCUGGAAAGGCGACAUUAAAAACCCGACCAAAUCGGUGUCAUUCUUCACUCUACAAGAAUACGAUGCCUGGAGAGAGAAGCAUGGUCAUGAGCGCGGCUGGGAACACAAAUACUACAAGGGAUUGGGUACCAGCGGUGCCGAAGAGGCUCAAGACUACUUCCGUGAUUUGGAUCGCCACUUGAAGGAGUUCCAUACUAUGCAGGACCACGAAGUUGAACUGAUUGAACUUGCAUUCUCUAAAAAGAAAAUUGAAGAGCGCAAGGAAUGGCUUCGUCAGUUCAAGCCGGGAACUUUCAUGGAUCAUUCCGUGGACAAGAUUUCGUACACCGAUUUCAUCAACAAGGAACUCAUUCAGUUCAGUAUGGCCGAUAAUGUUCGAUCAAUUCCGUCGGUUGUUGAUGGCAUGAAGCCUGGUCAGCGCAAGGUCAUGUACACGCUCCUUAAAAGAAACAUCAAGAAGGAUGUCAAGGUGCUUGAUCUUACCGGUCAAGUUUUGAGUUUGACUGCGUACCACCACGGUGAUGCAUCGAUGCAUCAAACUAUUAUCGGCUUGGCGCAAGACUUUGUGGGCUCAAACAACAUCAACUGCCUCGAGCCCAGUGGUAAUUUCGGUAGUCGUUUAAAGGGAGGGUCGGAUGCCUCUGGUGCUCGUUAUAUCCAUACGCGACUUUCUCCAUUCGCCCGACGCGUCUUCCAUGCGAAUGAUGAUCCCAUCCUGACACACUGCGAGGAUGAUGGGAAGUUGAUCGAGCCGGAGACCUACGUUCCUGUUGUCCCGAUGCUUCUCGUCAACGGUGCGGACGGCAUUGGUACCGGAUGGAGUUCUACUGUUCCCAACUACAACCCCGAGGACAUCGUGGAGAACUUGAAACGCAUGUUAAACGGCGAAGAAAUGAAGCCAAUGCAGCCGUGGUUCAAGGGCUUCAAAGGUGACGUUACCCCAUUGGGACCUGACAGAUACAAGUUCAGUGGAACUGUCAAGCAAAUUUCCGACAAGGAAGUGGAAGUUACAGAGUUGCCCGUCCGAACAUGGACCCAAGACUUUAUCAACAGACUUGAGGACAUGAUCAAGGCCGACAAGACACCCUCAAUGAUUAAGGACUAUCGAGAUUACAACACCAACUCCGACGUGCACAUGAUCCUCCAGCUGGAUGAGAAGAAUAUCAAGGCCCCUCUGACCCAGGAGGUCUUGGAGGACAAGUUCAAGCUCACUAAGACCGUGGCGACGUCUAACCUGGUUGCCUUUGACCCCGAGGGGCGAAUUACCAAGUACAACAGCGUUGAGGAUAUCAUGAAGGAGUUCUUUACUCUUCGCCUCAAGUUCUAUGAGAAGCGUAAACAAUUCCAACUUUCUCAACUUCAGACAGAGUUGGAGAAGUUGACCAACCAAGCGCGGUUUGUCCAGAUGAUCAUCGAUGGGGAGUUGAUCGUUUCAAAGAAGAAGAAGACUGUUCUCGUCGGAGAGUUGAAGGAGAAGGGCUUCAAGGCGUUCCCCAAGGUGGCAGAUGCAGCUAAGGCCGGUGAAACCGAGAAGGUUGUUGAGGAGGGGUCGGAAGACGAGACUUCCGAUGACCCGGCUGAUUCCCAGAAUCUUGCUUCCGCUUAUGACUAUCUGUUGGGAAUGGCCAUCUGGUCCUUGACCCAAGAGCGAGUAGAAAGGCUACGCCGCCAGAUCGGAGAGAAGGAAUAUGAGAUCGAUGAGUUGAUCAAGCUCUCGAAGGAGGAUAUCUGGCUCCGCGAUCUUGAUGACUUCAUCAACGAGUGGCGCUACCAGCUUUCAGAGACCGACCGCCGCCGUCGUGGGUACGAGAAAAAGGGCCGCCGCACUUCAACUAAGCUUGCCAUGGGCGGUGGCAAGGCCGCUGGCGCGAAGAAGCGCAAGGCAGUGGACGACUCAGAUGACGAUUUUGUUGUCUCCAAGUCCAAGAAGAAGCCAGCAGCGAAAAAAGCCGAACCGCAAGGUGGUCUCAUGAGCUUCUUGAACAAGAAGCCUAAACCGACAGAUAAGGGCUCUGACAGUGAGUCGGACGAUGAGUUUGAUAUGAAAGAAAUCAUACCAAAGAAGAGCAGAGGGCCGGCCAAGGUUUCUCCCCAGCUGAAGGACGAGGAUGCCGAUGUCAAUAUGGCAGAUUCGGAUAUCGAGAUUAUCCCUCAGAAGAGUCGAGCUGCGCCCAAGGCAGCACCUAAGCCGAAGGAUGAGGAUGACGAGGAUGUCAAACCCAAGGCGGCGCCUAAGAGAGGUCGCGCUGCAGCUGCAGCUGCCAAACCCACGCCCAAAGACGACGAUAGCGACGUCCUCGAUGACGAUGAUUUCAAAGAAAUCACCAAGGCUGAAGCCGCCAAGUCAGCUCCUCAAAGUCGCACGGGUCGUGGCAAAGCCGCGCCCAAGUACGCAUUGAGCGACUCCGAGAGUGACAACGGCGAUGAUUUGCUUGGUGAUGUGAGCAAAAUGGUCAAGGGAAUUGGUGGCGCGAAUGAUUCUCGUCAACUAUUUUCGGAACCGUCACGACCUGGCAGUAGCACCGGCUUGCCGACUAGCUCGAAGACCUCCAAGUUCUCCAACGAGUUCGACCCAGACGAGACUGACUACAGCAAGCUUAUCCCGCAGAACUCGCCGCGCCGCUCUAUUCAGGUUAAGCCCAAGGAGAAGGCGUCGGAUAGUGUAUUGGAGGAUGACGAUGACGAGGAGGAAGAGCCAGCCAAACCUGCCAAGGGCAAGGCGGCCCCCAAAACCAAGGCAGCUGCUGCCCCCAAGGCAACUGCGGGUAAAGGUCGUGGCCGCCCCAAGAAGGACGCAGCUGCACCCUCCACUACCAAAGCUCCUACAAAGCAGACAACGCUCUCGCCAGCCGCCAAGGCGUAUGCCUCUAAGCAGGCAAAGGCCGCGCCCAAGAAGAAGACAAUCAUGGAUGAUUCGGAGGACGAUAUUGAUGCAAUGGCCAACGACAUCCUUGAUUCGCCAGCUGGUGUGAAAGACGAAGCGCCUGCGCGUAGCAACGCGCGCACUGCUGCAAGCACCUCCAGCCGACCGUCGAGACGGACGGCAACUGCCAAGAAGAGCUACGUGGUUGAGGAUGACGACAGCGACGAUGGACCAGAUGGCCAGGAUGAUUCAUUUGAUAUGUCCGAAUAA
Molecule: messenger RNA, 5154 nt
Organism: Aspergillus puulaauensis
Lineage: Eukaryota; Fungi; Ascomycota; Eurotiomycetes; Eurotiales; Aspergillaceae
Gene: TOP2
Product: DNA topoisomerase 2
Exons: 4
Coding region: 1-5154 (1717 amino acids)
Biological process (GO): resolution of meiotic recombination intermediates; DNA topological change; sister chromatid segregation
Cellular component (GO): nucleus
Molecular function (GO): DNA binding; ATP binding; DNA topoisomerase type II (double strand cut, ATP-hydrolyzing) activity
Source: RefSeq, a predicted model, not a curated record